This is a messenger RNA of Vidua macroura (Pin-tailed whydah), 2172 nucleotides long. RefSeq names its product calpain 2 (gene CAPN2). Gene Ontology annotation, molecular function: calcium ion binding; calcium-dependent cysteine-type endopeptidase activity. Gene Ontology annotation, cellular component: cytoplasm. The record is from RefSeq and is a predicted model, not a curated record. NCBI's taxonomy places the organism in Eukaryota, Metazoa, Chordata, Aves, Passeriformes, Viduidae. Gene Ontology annotation, biological process: proteolysis.
AUGAAAUUGUUGGUGCCUGAGGAGGAGGAAGAUGAUAUCCUGCAGAGUUGCAACAAGGUGACAACACAGGUACAGACGUGCCGGGAUGUUCUGUGCGGGGCCGGGGCGGGGAGGCGGCGGCGAUGGCGGGGAUGGCGGGGGCACCGCUUCGGGGCGCUGCGCCAGGAGUGCCUGCAGGGGGGGCGGCUCUCCCAGGACCCCUCCUUCCCCGCCGGCCCCACCGCCCUCGGCUGCCGGGAGCUGGGGCCCCGCUCGCACAAGACACAGGGCAUCGUCUGGCGUAGACCCAUGGAGCUGUGUCCCAACCCCCAGUUCAUAGCCGGUGGAACCACUUGCACAGACAUCUGCCAAGGGGCCUUAGGGGACUGCUGGCUCUUGGCAGCCAUUGCUUCUCUCACCCUGAACAAAGAAAUUCUGGCCCGUGUUGUUCCCAAAGACCAGAGCUUCCAGGAUAAAUCUGCAGGAAUUUUCCACUUCCAGUUCUGGCAGUAUGGGGAGGUGGUGAAUGUUGUGGUGGACGACAGGCUGCCCAGCAAGAACGAGGAGCUGCUCUUUGUGCACUCGGCAGAGGGCAGAAAGUUCUGGAGUGCGCUGCUGGAGAAGGCUUAUGCCAAGCUGAAUGGCUCAUAUGAGUCCCUCUCUGGUGACACCACCACCGAAGGCUUCGAGGAUUUCACUGGUGAGGCUCAUACCAUUGCGGAAUGGUAUGAGCUGCAGAAGCCACCCCUCAACCUCUUCAAGAUCAUUCAGAAGGCACUCCAGAAAGGCUCUCUCCUUGGCUGCUCCAUUGAUAUCACCAGCGCUGCAGAAACAGAAGCAGUCACUUCCCAGAAGCUGGUGAAGGGACACGCGUACUCGGUCACCGGGGCAAAGGAGGUGAACUUCUGAGGAACAGUGCAGAAGCUGAUCAGAAUCCGAAAUCCCUGGGGAGAAGUGGAGUGGACUGGGAAAUAGAAUGACAAGUGCCCAAACCAGAGUGUUGUUGACCCUGAGGUGCGGGAGUGACUGACCAGGAGACACCAAGAUGGGGAAUUUUGGUGAAUGGUGUUCAAUGACUUCCUGAGGCAUUACUCCCGCCUGGAGAUCUGCAACCUGACUCCAAACACCCUGGCAAGUGACAGGUACAAAAAGUGAAGCCUGUGGAAGCUGGAUGACAACUGGAGGCAAGGAGCCACCGCAGGGGGCUGUAGGAACUACCCAAACACAUUCUGGAUGAAUCCUCAGUAUUUAAUCAAGCUGGAGGAGGAAGAUGAGGACCUCGAUGAUCCUGAGGGGGGCUGCACUUUCCUCAUUGGGCUGAUGCAGAAGCACAGAGAUCGGAAGCAGAGGAAGAUGGGAGAGGACAUGCACACCAUCAGCUUUGCGAUUUAUGAGGUGCCCCCAGAGUUUUCUGGCCAGACAAAUAUUCAUCUGAGCAAAAACUUCUUCCUGACCAACAAAGCCCAGGAAAAAUGCAACACCUUCAUCAGCCUCCGGGAGGUGCUGAACCGGUUCGAGCUCCCUGCAGGAGAAUAGAUCAUCGUGCCCUCCACCUUUGAACCCAACAAGAAUGGGGACUUCUGCCUCAGAGUCUUCUCUGAAAAAAAUGCCAACUCCACGGUGAUAGAUUAUGAAAUUGAAGGCAAUUAUGAUGAGACUGAGAUCAGUGAAGAUGACAUUGAACCCAGCUUUAAAAAGCUUUUGGGGCAGCUAGCAGGAAACGAUGCAGAGAUCUCUGCCUUCGAACUGCGCAGCAUCCUGAAUAAAAUCCUGGCUAAACAUGAGUGUAUUAAAUCUGAUGGCUUUAGUAUUGAGACAUGCAAAACAAUGGUUGACCUGUUAGAUAAUGAUGGGAGUGGCAAACUGGGACUGAAGGAGUUCCACCCCCUCUGGACAAAGACUCAGAAAUACCAGAAAAUUUACAGAGAAAUUUAUGUGGAUCAAUCGUGUACCAUGAACUCGUAUGAGAUGAGGAGGGCAUUGGAAACAGCAGGGUUCAAACUGAACUGCCAUUUACAUCAGGUCAUCGUGGCUCAUUUUGCUGAUGAGGAUCUCAUCAUUGACUUUGACAACUUUGUGCGCUGUUUGAUUCGGCUCAAAACCUUGUUCAAAAUGUUUAGAAAAUUGGAUACAGAAAAAAGUGGGACAAUAGAAUUGAACCUUGUGAACUGGCUGUGUUUUACUGUCAUUUGA